AUGGUGGUUGGUGUGGAGGGUGAUACCAUCACACUAUCCUGCAGCUACACUGGCUCUGUAAACAAUCUACAGUGGUAUCGUCAGUAUCCCAGGUCUAAACCAGAGUUCCUGAUUCUCAUCACUAAAUCAGGAUAUGUCCAGAAACCUGUCCCUCCUCGUAUGUCAGCUCAGGUUCAUACCGACCGUGUGGAUCUAGAGAUAUCUUCUGCUGAAGUGCCAGAUUCUGCUCUGUACUACUGUGCCCUGGAGCCCACAGUGAGAGGAAACCCAGACACACUGUACAAAAACCUGUCAAGUGUCGGUUGUGAAGACCUCACUCCACUCAAGAAAGAAGAUUGCUGUUUAGAGGGAUCCCCUGUUACCCUGUCUUACAACUACUCCAGAACAGCUACUGCUGGAGAUGAAUUCUAUUGGUAUCACCAAGACAGGAAAAAGGCUCCUCAGUUUCUACUCUAUAAAGGUGCCAGAUCAAGUACCAGUGAAUAUAUUCCUGAUAAGAGAUACACAUCCAAAACGUCUCAGAAAUCAACUGAACUGAUCAUACAACAUCUAACCCUGGCAGACACAGCUCUCUACUACUGUGCUCUUGACUCAACACAGUCUAGCAAGAUGAUACUCUACUCAUGUGUUCUAUUUUCAGCUUUUUUAGGAAACAGUUUUGGUUAUUCAAUAAACCCUGCUACUACUGAAGAGCUUGUUCAGGAGGAAAAUUAUGUAAAUCUCUCCUGCAAAUAUGAUGGCAAUGUCUACAAUCUACAGUCGUACCGCCAAUAUCACAGAUCCAAACCAGAAUUCCUCCUGUACAUCACACCAGAGGGGUUAGUAAUUACAGCUACUCCCCCACAUCCUCGUCUGACAGUUUCCAUUGACAAAGUGGAAAAACGUGUGGAUCUGAAAAUCUCCUCUGCUGUAGUGACAGACUCUGCUCUGUACUACUGUGCCCUGAUGCCCACAGUGACAGGAAACACAGAAAUACUGUACAAAAACAUGUCAAAUGCCAUGGAAAUGAACCAAUGAGAAUGGGAGGAGCUGCAUCAAAGCAAGAGAGGAGCAAAUAUUGAGAGAUAGCCAAGAUGAUGUUUCUGUAUGCAGUGCUGCUGCUCUGCACAUUUGUAGA
Salvelinus fontinalis (brook trout) is the source of this 1117-nucleotide messenger RNA. RefSeq lists its product as uncharacterized. The coding region runs from base 1 to 1017 and encodes 338 amino acids. The record is from RefSeq and is a predicted model, not a curated record. The transcript has 5 exons. Lineage: Eukaryota; Metazoa; Chordata; Actinopteri; Salmoniformes; Salmonidae.